Pantherophis guttatus is the source of this 1913-nucleotide messenger RNA. It is a transcript of the gene DOLK, whose product is annotated as dolichol kinase. Gene Ontology annotation, biological process: dolichyl monophosphate biosynthetic process. Gene Ontology annotation, molecular function: dolichol kinase activity. The record is from RefSeq and is a predicted model, not a curated record. Gene Ontology annotation, cellular component: endoplasmic reticulum membrane. Lineage: Eukaryota; Metazoa; Chordata; Lepidosauria; Squamata; Colubridae.
GCCCUCUUGACGUCACCGGCGCGCGCCGUCCUCACCCACCCGCAAGAUGGCGGCGCCCUGGUGGGGAUGAUCCGAACAGAGGAGGGAGCUUUCAGCCUUGAGAGUCCCUGCAUUUGAAACGCCCCGGACAGCUGUGGAGAUCCUUCUCUUGCGAGACGUAACUGGCCGACCGUCACCAUGUGGAACCAACCGGUUCUGGUGGAAUCGCUGGUGGUGUUUGCCAUCGUGCUUUGCGUGCACAGCGUGGUCUGGGACCGCUUCUCGUGGUCCGCUCUCGUCCUCGCCGUCCAAGCCUUCUACAUCCAGUUUAAGUGGGACCAUCUCCUUCGUCUGGGUGGGGCUGUAUUCCAGUUCCGGACCACGGCCAACAGCGGCCUCCUCCCCUCCUGCAUGGUUAUCCCUCUGCUGGGCAUCGUGAUGAAGGAAAGGUGUCGAGUGGCUGGCAUUGUGUACUUCGAGCGCUUGGGCAUUGUCGUGGCCUCCACCGGCAUGAUGAUCGCCCUCUUCCUGUCGGUGAUCGCCUUGGGCAUUACCAAGCCGGUGCCAACGAACACCUGCGUGCUGUCCGGGAUUGCCGGGACGCUGAUCAUCUACACCAUGAAACAUUCCUUGACCGUCUCCGAAGUGAUCGAAGUGUUGGAGGUGUUGCUCAUUUUCGUCUACCUCAGCAUGAUCCUGCUGUACCUGUUGCCUCGGUGCUUCACCCCCGGGGAAGCCCUGCUGAUCCUCACCGGCCUGAGUUUCGUCCUUAACCAGCUCAUCAAGCGCUCUCUGAACAUCAGCGAGAACCGAGGGAGUCCCGUGGAGUUCUUCCUCCUGGUCGUGGUGGUGGGAGUGGCCCUGCUCGGCCUCUCCUUCGCGGUGCUGUUUUUCUUCAUGGAUUCCACCACCUGGACCUCCUCCAUGUUUUUCCACAUGAUGACCGCUGUCCUGAGCCUCGGCGUGGUCAUGCCUUGGCUCUACCGCCUGAUCCGCAGGAAUCCCUUGAUGUGGCUCUUCCAGUUGCUCUCCCAAACCCAGAUCAGAAUUCACCUGCUGUGCUACUGGGCCCUCCUGGCUGCUCUGGCCUGCGCGAUAGUCCUCUACCAAAACGUCAAGCGGUCCUCCGGUUCUAAAAAACACCAAGCUUCAAUCGUCACCCGGAAGUACUUCCAUUUCAUCGUGGUGGCCACUUAUGUCCCGGGGCUGAUCUACGACCGCCAACUGCUGUAUGUGGCAGCAGUCAUCUGCCUGGCCGUCUUCAUUCUGCUCGAGUACGUCCGCUACUUCACCAUCAAGCCCUUCGGACAGACGCUCCGGCAGUUGCUCUCGCUGUUCUUGGACGAGCGGGACAGCGGGCCUUUGAUCUUGACUCAUAUCUACCUUCUGCUUGGGAUGUCCUUCCCGGUGUGGCUGGUGCCGAGACCAUGCGCCCCCAAAGGUGCCUUGACGGGGGCAGGAGCCCUGGCUCCCUACUCUGGGGUUCUGGCUGUAGGCGUGGGGGACUCUGUGGCCUCCAUCUUUGGCAGCACGAUGGGGGAAGUCAAAUGGCCUGGAACCAAGAAAACCUUUGAAGGGACCAUGUCGGCCAUAUUUGCCCAAAUCAUUGCGGUUGCCCUGAUUGUGAUUUUUGACAGUUCUGUGGACCUGAACGCCAGCUACUCCUGGAUCUUGGUCUCGAUUACCCUGGUGUCGUUUUUAGAAGCCUACACCACUCAGGUGGACAAUUUACUCUUGCCUCUCUACCUCCACAUCCUGCUAAUGCUUUAGCUACCCUGGAAGGGGAUAAAGUUUCUCUCCCCUCAGAGCGUAAUCAGAUACACCCAUACUCUGUUUCUUUGGUGUCUUUGGCCCAGAAUGGCAAAAAGCAACACCACGGCCUGUCCCUGUAAGUGAUUGCACGUUCAUUAUUUAAAGCUGAAAUAUAAUGAGGC